GCCAUUGCGAGAAUUUGACAUUUAAAUUCCAAAUUUUCAUUUGUUGAAACAAGCACUUGUUUGCAUACACACACAAUAAUUCAAUUGACAAAUGUUGAGAACAACUAACUUUAAACCUGUCACUAGCAAAUUCUCCCAAUUUGUUAGAUAUGCCUCUACCAAAUACGACGUUGUUGUUGUUGGUGGUGGACCAGGUGGAUAUAUUGCUGCAAUUAAGGCUGCCCAAUUAGGAUACAACACCGCUUGUAUUGAAAAGAGAGGUGCUUUAGGUGGUACCUGUUUGAACGUUGGUUGUAUUCCAUCCAAAUCCUUGUUGAACAAUUCCCACUUAUACCAUCAAGUUAAGCACGAAGCUGGAAUUAGAGGUAUCUCCAUCAACGGUGACAUCUCCGUUGAUUUCCCAGGAUUAAUGAGUGCUAAGGAAAAAGCCGUUAAGCAAUUGACCGGUGGUAUUGAAAUGUUAUUCAAGAAGAACAAGGUUACCUACUUGAAGGGUGAAGGUUCUUUUGUUAACGAAAAGACCUUAGCUGUUAAGCCAAUUGACGGUUCUGAAACCCACGAAGUUGAAGCCGAUCACAUCAUUGUUGCUACUGGUUCCGAACCAACUCCAUUCCCAGGUAUUGAAAUCGACGAAGAAAGAAUCGUCACCAACACCGGUAUUUUAGCCUUGAAGGAAAUUCCAAAGAGAUUGACCAUCAUUGGUGGUGGUAUCAUUGGUUUAGAAAUGGCCUCUGUUUACUCCAGAAUCGGUUCCGAAGUUACCGUCAUUGAAUUCCAAUCUGCUUUAGGUUCAGGUAUGGAUGGUGAAGUUGCCAAGAAUGUUCAAAAGUUCUUGGGUAAGCAAGGAUUAAACUUCAAGUUGGGUACCAAGGUCACCAAGGGUGUCAGAAACGGCGAAGUUGUCAACAUCGAAGUUGAAGAUGUCAAGUCUGGUAAGAAGGAAGAAAUCGAAUCUGAUGUAUUAUUAGUUGCUAUUGGUAGAAGACCAUACACUGAAGGAUUAAACAUCGAAGCAGCAGGUUUGGAAGCUGACAACAAGGGUAGAUUAAUCAUUGACGAACAAUUCAGAACCAAGCACCCUCACAUUAGAGUUAUUGGUGAUGUCACCUUUGGUCCUAUGUUGGCCCACAAGGCUGAAGAAGAAGGUGUUGCCGCUGCUGAAUAUAUCAAGCACGGUCACGGACAUGUUAACUACGGUAACAUUCCAUCAGUUAUGUACACUCACCCAGAAGUUGCUUGGGUUGGUCUUAACGAAGAACAAUUAAAGGAACAAGGUAUUAAAUACAAGGUUGGUAAGUUCCCAUUCAUUGCCAACUCCAGAGCCAAGACCAACGUUGAUACUGAAGGUUUUGUCAAGUUCUUGGCUGACGCUGAAACUCAAAGAGUUUUGGGUGUUCACAUCAUUGGUCCAAAUGCCGGUGAAAUGAUUGCUGAAGCUGGUUUAGCUUUGGAAUACGGUGCUUCCACUGAAGAUAUUGCUAGAACUUGUCAUGCUCACCCAACCUUAUCUGAAGCAUUCAAGGAAGCUGCUUUAGCUACUUUUGACAAGCCAUUAAACUUUUAAGUAGGUUAGUAUAGUAUCAUUAUUAUUAUAGUAUAUUUUUAGUCGUGCGAACUUGUACAAAAAAAUGUCGUACCAAAAAUUUUCAAAAAAA
Spathaspora passalidarum NRRL Y-27907 is the source of this 1655-nucleotide messenger RNA. It is a transcript of the gene LPD1, whose product is annotated as dihydrolipoyl dehydrogenase. The record is from RefSeq and is a predicted model, not a curated record. Gene Ontology annotation, cellular component: mitochondrion; oxoglutarate dehydrogenase complex. The transcript has a single exon. NCBI's taxonomy places the organism in Eukaryota, Fungi, Ascomycota, Pichiomycetes, Serinales, Debaryomycetaceae. The coding region runs from base 92 to 1564 and encodes 490 amino acids. Gene Ontology annotation, molecular function: dihydrolipoyl dehydrogenase (NADH) activity; flavin adenine dinucleotide binding.